GUGACCACCUAAUAUGUUACACUCUUGGUUAGUAUUGAUGUUAAGAUGAUCGAUUUGGUUGGACAACAAUUUUGUCAUCGUUUUAAGGAUUAGUGGAGAGAGAAGUUUUUAUUGGUUCCAAUUAAUCAAAUGUUCUAAAAAUUUUUUUUGAUUCGCUGAUCUUGGAAGGUAAAUUUGACUUGACAAUUGUAAUUAGAGCCAUUAAAUGUGUUCUCAGAUUUAACAAAAUCUUGAAAAAUGACUUUCGACAAGUUGAAUGGACAAUUUAGCAAUUUCACCAAACGGUUACGAUUUAAAUCAACAUCGAUAUGGUUUAGUCUAUCAAAUGAAUAAUCUAAUCGAAUCAAGAAGAAAUUUAAGAUAUGGAUUGUUUCCAAUUAAUUUCAACUCUUAAUUUGACGACGAACACGAAGAGUCCAAAUGUUCAUUUUCUUUCUCUUAAGGUUGUCGAUGCAAUUAAAAUUGAAACCUAUUAUGAUUUACCUUUUGAUUGGUCGGAAAAAUUAAUCAUUACAUGUUUCAUUAUAUUAGGUUUACUAUUGAUCAUCUCGACGUUACUUGAUUUGUAUCAUUUGCCUUUUGAGAAAAUCAUUGAAACUAAUUGUAAAUUAACCACUAAUUGGGAUCAUUUAAUUGCUUGGUUAGUUUAUUGUUUCUCAAUUCGUCGCAAUUUCACAAUUGUACUUCAAAAUAAAUCGUCAAAAGAUGAGAUUAGUUGUCUUAAUGGUUGGCGAACCCUUUCAAUCGUAAUCGUUAUCUUAGGCCAUGUUUGUAUGGUCGCCGCUGUUUUUAAUUCAGUUAAUAGUGAAAAUUUUGAAUCAUUUAUUGGUUCCCGAUGGUUUCAAAUAUUUUUAUUCUGUGAAAGAAAAAAUUACCAAUCGAUUGAGACAAAGAAUAAGUGAAGGAGUUUUGAAUAAUAUGUUCACCGAAGGUGAUCGAAUAUUAGAUUCAAUGAAAAGGGAAGUUGAUCAAUCACCAAGUCUAGUAAAAACUGAGAUGAACUCUAAUUGGGCAACAAUCAACGGUGAAUGGGCUAAGUUUAAAACUAUCGCUCGAACCAAUCCUGGUACUUUAAUCGGUGGACCUUCAAUUUAACCAUCGACAUCUAAUCCAAUCGAUUUUGAGACAAACUUAAAGGUUACCAAAGGGAUACAAAUCAAUUGUCAUAUUACAAUAUCAAGGUCAUUCCGGUCAUUUUGUUAGGAUACGGUUUCAAGGUCAUUUGAUGGUCAUAAUCGAUUCAAAUUUAAAAAACUAACAUGUACCUAAAUGAUAAUGAUUUCUCGACUCUCAUGCUCUUUGAUACGAGCAAAUUAAUGAAAGUUUAAUGAAAAGGAUUCUGCCUCAAAAACGCUAUAUCUCAGCAACUAAAAAUGUCCACAAGUUGUAAACUCGUUAGGAGCCUCAUGAUUGCAAGUUAGUUAUAUUGUGACCAUCAAAUGACCGGAAUGACCUUGAUAUUUUAAUAUGACAAUUGAGUAUCGCCUAAACUACCAUAACUCGAGUCUAGGGUCUGAACACUCAAAAACAAAAAAGUUAUUCAAAAAAACCUUGUUGUUGGAAACUUGGUGAAAUGCCCUGUAGUUGAACAAGCAAAGAUGACUAAUAAUCUCAACAGCUUUUUAUUGGUCAAAUCUGAGAAAGAAUUAAAUCAAACACAAAAGUUGAUCAUUGAUUUUUCUUGACUCUAAAGGUGGACAUCUCUUUUUUUGUAUCUUUCAAUAAUGUUGUUCAACUCAGCCAAUUCUAUUUUUAAUGAAUAGCAACAAGAAAUAAUGUGUCGUGAGAUCGAAAAACAUAAGUCUAUGAAAACUGUUCCAGUCCAGCGAACUUAUUAAUCCAGCGAAUUAAUUGCAAUUCUCAUGCCCAUCUCAUGGAAAUGAUAAAGAUGAUUAUCGAUUAGUUAUCAUCGGCUCAUCUAAAGUGGGUAAAACGGCGAUAAUCAAACGAUUCUUAUAUGAUUCUUUUCUGAAUGAACAUAAUCCAACAGUUGAAGAG
Molecule: messenger RNA, 1998 nt
Organism: Panonychus citri (citrus red mite)
Lineage: Eukaryota; Metazoa; Arthropoda; Arachnida; Trombidiformes; Tetranychidae
Exons: 7
Coding region: 363-902 (179 amino acids)
Source: RefSeq, a predicted model, not a curated record